UCCUCCAUUAUGCAGAUUUUGUGUUUGUGUGUGAGACCGAUGAUCCUAAAGGGACCCGAAAGAAGAAGAAAUCCUGAACAAGGCCCCUAAUCCUCAACUGCUUAACUGUGUAAAGAAGCCGCUCUGGAGAAGGGCUUCUGUCAAAUGCUUUAAAUCAUAAGCUGAAGUCAUCACAGAAGGAGAAGGUUCGCCAGUUUAUGUCUUUUACCCAGGCUGGUGAGAGGACAGCCGUCUACUGCCUCACGCAGAAUGACUGGAAACUAGAAGUGGCAACGGACAACUACUACCAGAACCCAGAUCUCUACUAUAAAGAAUCCAUGAAAACCACAGUGGACCGCAAGAAGCUGGAGCAGCUUUAUAACCGAUACAAAGACCCACAGGAUGAGAAUAAAAUUGGCAUUGAUGGGAUCCAGCAGUUCUGCGACGACCUCGCUCAGGACCCAGCCAGCAUGAGCAUCCUCGUGGUGGCUUGGAAGUUCCGGGCAGCGACGCAAUGUGAAUUUAGCCGGAAAGAGUUCCUGGAUGGCAUGUCCGAGCUGGGCUGUGACAGUCCUGAGAAACUGAAGGCCAUCUUACCUCGGUUAGAACAGGAGCUUAAAGACUCUGGGAAGUUUAAAGAUUUCUACCAGUUUACUUUUCAUUUUGCCAAGAAUCCAGGCCAGAAGGGUUUAGACUUAGAGAUGGCUGUGGCCUAUUGGAACCUGGUUCUGACAGGCCGAUUCAAAUUCCUAGACCUCUGGAACACAUUUCUGCUAGAGCACCACAAGCGCUCGAUCCCUAAAGACACGUGGAAUCUUCUUUUAGACUUUGGGAACAUGAUUGCGGAUGAUAUGUCGAACUAUGAUGAGGAAGGGGCGUGGCCGGUCCUUAUCGAUGACUUUGUGGAGUUCGCUCGGCCAAUCAUCACAGCAGGCAAGCACAUAAAUGUAUAAUCACCCGCUUCCUUUCGGAGAGUGAAGGGACUUUUUUUUAUAUUCCGAAAAUAAAAAUUGAAAUAGAAAACAAAGAAAACGCAAGAGACUUUAAAGAGGCGAGUCUGUGCUACCGAACAUUAUAUGGACGCAUCAUGGGCAUCACCACCAGGGGGCAGCAGUGACGCUUGAGGAGAGCUGGGGAAAUGGGCCCCUCUGGUUUUUGAGUUGCCCCGCCUUUUCCAUUCAACACUUUGUAUGCAGCUUUGAUCCCUAUGGAAAUCUGGCAACCAAGGUGGAAAAGAUGAACAAGGAUGGAGGGUUUUAUUUUAUUUCUUUUAGAAGGUGUGUUUGACAGUUGCUGCUCUUCAUCACGUUACUUUCCUCCUCCUCCUCCUCCUCCUCCUCCUUCGGAAUAUUCCCAUCACAGCGGCUGAUGGAAACACGUUCUGAUUUUGCCCCGUUGUUAUAUGGACAUCAUGACCCUUUAACCAUCUACAGUCCAGGUGUAGGAGCGUCUCGAGUGCCCGCAUCUGAAACCCCAGGAGGCAGGAAUACAGGAUGAUGAGGAGGAGGAAAGAAAUCGGAGGAUUCAAGGUCAUGUACAUGUUUUAUCGAGCUGUUACGAUCAUCUAUAUAGGACAUGAGAACUCUGGUUUACCCCUGAUGGUCCAGAUGAACACGCAAUGUGAACACGCAAUUCCCGAUCGUGAAGCAAGAAAACACGUAGCGAUGCCCAGAACGCCAGCGUAUUGCUACUGCUCUACAUACCAGCGAUGGUGAGACGUGAUGCGGAAAACGUACAAAAACAUUCGCUUAUUAACGUGAAAUGGAAGUAUAUCGAAUUAAUGAAUCGUUAUACACCGAUCAGGCAUCACAUUAUGACCACUGGUGAGGUGAAGAACACUGAUGAUCUCUUCAUCAUGGCACAUGUUAGUAUGUGGGAUUUAUUAGGCAGCAUGCGAACAUCUUGUCCUCAAAGUUGACGCGUUAGAAGCAGGAAAAAUGGGCAAGCGUAAGAAACAAAUUGUGACGGCUAGACGACUGGGUGUCAGAGCAUCUCCAAACCUGCACCUCUUGUCUGCAGUGGUUAAUAUCUAUCAAAAGUGGUCCAAGGAAGGAACAGUGGUGAACCGAACCAAGGCACAUUGAUGCACGUGGGGAGCGAAAGCUGGCCCGUGUGGUCCGAUCCUGUAUCUCAAAUUGAAAGCAAAAAAGGGGGACUAACGCAAUAUCAGGCAGGUGGUCAUAAUGUUAUGCCUGACAUACAUGGACUUCUUAAUUGCGAUGGUUUGAGAGCUAAGAUCCAAUAUAGUGGGUUUUAACAUUUGUUUUAAAAUAGUUCUGAUUUCAGAUGGAUUUAUGGUUUUUUUUUGUUUUUUUUAAAAUAUGCACAUAUCACGCUAUCAUCAAACUGCAGAAAAUUGUGACCGAGUGAUUUUUUUUUAGCAACCGAUUGCUUUAAACACUAAUUUCCAACGAGUGAACGUCGAGUUAAUAAUGUUACAUUUUUGUUCUACGCACAACCGAAGUGUUCUCGUUUGUUCCUUUCGAUUUUUAUGAUCAUCAGUUCCGGACAAGGUGCUACGGUGUUCUGGUUUCACCUCACUUCGUUUGUUGCCAUUUUGUCCGGUCUGAUGUCACGUUCCUUUCCGUCACGAGGAAGGGUGGCAUCAUCGUCACAUGGUACGCCUCUCAGAGUGUCCCUGAGCGCAGAGUUCGGCUCGUCAAAUCAGUAUUAUCGCAUAUGUAAAUAAAGUUUAUUUAAGGAGAAACGAACGGCAAAUCUCCAUUGUCGAAUCCAAACUCGUUGGUUUGUUUGACUGUGGAGUGAAGAGAGCGUUAAAUAAAGCAUGUUUUUAACAAAAUGAAAA
Molecule: messenger RNA, 2785 nt
Organism: Silurus meridionalis
Lineage: Eukaryota; Metazoa; Chordata; Actinopteri; Siluriformes; Siluridae
Gene: dcun1d2b
Product: DCN1, defective in cullin neddylation 1, domain containing 2b
Exons: 7
Coding region: 198-932 (244 amino acids)
Biological process (GO): positive regulation of ubiquitin-protein transferase activity; protein neddylation
Cellular component (GO): ubiquitin ligase complex
Molecular function (GO): ubiquitin conjugating enzyme binding; cullin family protein binding; ubiquitin-like protein binding
Source: RefSeq, a predicted model, not a curated record